UCCCGAUCGUCUGGCCAUCUUGUGAAACUCGGAAAGUAUGCUUUUUUGAGGUGUGUGUGUGAUUUUUCGUUGAAUUUCAGUGAAAAGGACUGUUUUAUGGGUAAUGUAAAGUCCUGGGCGAGGCCGUUCCUUUAACAACCAACCCGAACGGUCGACUCGUCAUGUCGACAGCCAUGAGAUCAACCCUUCAGACCGUUCCUGAAAGUUUGGAGGUCACUAAACCGAACGCCGCCAGUCAAGACGCCCCAACGCCAGUGUCCACUAAAACGACAGCCAAAGCUUCUGGCGACGCUGUAGUCACCAAGACUUCCAGGUCCUACAACUAUGCUAGUUCCACCAAUAAGAAUUGAAUAAUGAGCCAGGAAGAGCCUUACGAUUUGGGCAUCAGGAUGCUGAAAGACAGGCGUGAAAAAAUCACCCUACAAUCGGGCAAAUACAGUGAACGUUACAAAGAUACAUUUUCGCACGAAGUGAUGGAAGAAAAAUAUCCGAUGAGUGCCAAGUGUCGCGAAACUUUGGAACACUAUCGUAACUUGUCCAGUGAUAAAUCUUCAGAUAGUUCUACAAUUAGUGCGCGUUAUAGUCCAAAUUUGAUGAUGGGUAGUCCUAAGGCAAUGUCUAGUAAUGCCACUAACGAUUUAAAUAAGCAAGAAAAUGCUUUGAUUGGUUAUAAACCUGUACCGGAUCGUGGUAGUAAGUUACCAGUACUUUCACCCGUUACAACUCCUAAAUUGAAAUGGCAAAGAAAAAACAAAGAAGUUAAUAUUUAUAGAAUUAAUCCUAACAUUGAAACUACUGUUACUGUUCAACCCCAAAAAGUUGCCUUAAAUUUAAUUUUAAAUGACAACCCUAGUAGUAGUAGUGAUAACACUAUGAGCCAUUUAGACAAUGUGCAAAGCAUCAUCUCUAAGCUAAAACAAAAAGAGAAACAAGAAGACAACCUGCGAAAAUUUGACGAACUAGUAAAAAAAGUAAUCAGGCAAGAUCCGCCCCCUAAAAACCCAACUCCUCUAAAACCGCAACCAAUAGAUCAAUCCCAAGACAUUCUCAAGCCUGAGAAACCUUUGCUCAACCCAAUGAAGCCUUCAAAGGAAAUCGAAGACUUACAAGCCCGAGGCAUUAGCGAUAUUGAAACUGACGAAGAAUCAAACUUCAAACGUAACGGCAAAGAGCGAAUGAGCACGGGCCAUCAGAACAACAAAGCACCUAAAAAAGGACCUUCAUUGAAUCGUACCAGUAGUGACGUACAGGAUAAAAACGUGGUAACUUUGAAGAGAAAACCUAGAUUAUCCAGGGAUAGGAAUAAGAGCAAUGACAAUUCCGAGUCGGGAGGACGUAGCAAUUCGACGACGUCGGCCAGCAGCGGCCGAAACCGGCCCAGACUGGGCGACGAGCCCACCAUCGGCAAGUACAAACUGCUCAAGACCAUCGGCAAAGGCAACUUCGCCAAGGUGAAACUGGCGAAGCACGUCCCUACAGGAAAAGAGGUGGCCAUCAAAAUUAUCGACAAGACUCAGCUCACGCCCGGAUCUUUACAGAAACUAUUUAGAGAAGUAAGAAUAAUGAAGAUGCUAGACCAUCCAAACAUAGUGAAGCUGUUCCAAGUGAUAGAAACUGAAAAAACUUUAUAUCUGGUAAUGGAGUACGCUUCUGGAGGUGAAGUUUUCGAUUACCUGGUGCUGCACGGUAGGAUGAAGGAAAAAGAGGCGCGAGCCAAAUUUAGACAAAUCGUUUCGGCUGUGCAGUACUGUCACCAAAAGAGAAUUAUUCAUAGAGACUUAAAGGCUGAAAAUUUGUUGUUAGACAGCGAAAUGAACAUAAAAAUAGCCGAUUUUGGAUUUUCGAACGAAUUCACGCCCGGAAACAAAUUAGACACGUUUUGCGGCAGUCCUCCUUAUGCGGCCCCGGAACUUUUCCAAGGUAAAAAAUACGACGGUCCCGAAGUAGACGUCUGGUCACUGGGCGUAAUCCUCUACACGCUAGUCUCAGGCAGUCUACCGUUUGACGGUUCGACGCUGCGCGAACUCCGAGAACGGGUGCUGCGCGGCAAAUACCGCAUACCUUUUUACAUGAGCACCGAUUGCGAGAACCUGCUGAAAAAGUUCCUGGUUCUGAAUCCGGCCAAACGGGCCAGUCUCGAAACGAUAAUGAAAGACAAGUGGAUGAACCAGGGAUAUGAAAAUGACGAACUUAAGCCUUACGUUGAACCAGAGGCGGACAUGAACGACCCGAAACGAAUUGAAGUUUUGGUUAGUUUAGGUUUCAAUCGGUAUGAUGUUGAAAAUUCAUUGGAUACUCAAAAGUAUGAUGACGCUUUUGCUACUUAUUUACUCUUAGGCAGAAAAAGUACUGAUCCGGAAAGUGAUGGCAGCAGGAGCGGAUCUAGUUUAUCCUUGAGAAAUAUGGCGGGACAACAACAGCCCGGUGCUACACAGCCUACAGCUCAAAGUCCUAGUCACAGAGGGGUACAUAGAUCCAUAUCUGCUACGCACGCGAAACCAAAUCGGCGAGCGUCCAGUGGUGGAGAAACGUUAAGGACUGGACCUCAGCCGCAAACGCCCGCUAGCGGCCAAAGUAAUAACCACCAGGGUUCGGGCUUCAAACGUCAAAACACAGUGGACAGCGCAACGAUCAAAGAAAAUAGCCGAUUGAAUUCGAGACCUGCCAGCGCUCAACCAAAGACUAUUACUGAAAAUAGAACAACGGUUGGCCGAAGAUCGACGAUCAGUUACGACGGCAAGUCGGAUAGUACGGAAAAAACGAAUUUGGUUGCUGAUUUACCUAGUCGUACGAGCGCAACUCCUACUGCUGCCAGGCAACAAGCCUUCCCUAGAAACACUUCGUCGAGGAGUACCUUCCAUGGGGGUCAGACAAGGAGGACGCCUCAGUUUACGCCUGGGGCGCCUGGAGAUUCUACUCAUGCUAGGCAAUCGUUUUUCGCCAAGUUUAGCCUCAAGAGUUUCACGAAAAGAGCGUUAGAACCCGGCCAACAAGUUAAGCACAGCAAUUCACCUUUACCUUCCGUGGGCGUUACUGGUAAUGUCGGUGGCGGCGUAGUAGGCGGGGGCGGCACCCAAAACGACGAACACAUCAAGCCCAGAUCCUUAAGAUUCACUUGGUCAAUGAAGACGACUUCUAGUCGAGAUCCUGCCGAAAUUAUGGCCGAAAUCAGAAAGGUGCUGGAUGCGAAUAAUUGCGACUAUGAACAGCGCGAGAGAUUUUUGUUAUUGUGCGUCCACGGAGAUCCCAACACGGACAGUUUGGUCCAAUGGGAGAUUGAGGUUUGCAAAUUGCCCAGGCUGUCUUUGAACGGUGUUCGUUUUAAGAGGAUUUCUGGUACAAGUAUCGGCUUUAAGAAUAUUGCUAGCAAAAUAGCAAACGAGCUGAAGCUGUGACUGGUCGUCAAGGAGACGGACCUACCGAUCAGUGAAGAAAACGAAAGCCCGCCGACGACAUAAAUCAAAAAUGUUUCAGUCAGUGCGAGAAUCGAGUGAAGUAAGUUUCUGUCUCCCAAAAAUAACAACAACAACAACUUUUUUCGAAUAAAUGCUCUAAAAAAAAAAAGAAACGUAUAGGUGAUAAGUUUAAAAACGUUAUUUCAAAACUCUGAACUCUUAAUUCAAGCUUGUGAUACACAUAAUAAUGGGAAUUGAACAGGAUAUAAUACAUAGUGCGAGAGAGGAAUUUUUUUUAAAAACACACGAGAGAUCUCCAUUUUUGUUUUGUUUUCUGCUGGUGUACUAUGUAACGGAUAGAGAUUGUUAUAUCUAUCUCUAUGACAUUUGCUGUCUUUUUUUCUCUUUCCGAAAUUAAUAGAGAUAGAGAAAAUAAUGUCUCUAUUUGUGACAUAGUCCUGGUACUGAUUUCUUUUGGAUUUAAUUAUUUAUGUAGUAUUAUUGUUAUUGAUUAAAACUUUUUUUAGUUGAAUUGGGCUAUAAUAUUUAUUGUAUUUAUUUAACAGUAUAUCAUUGAAUAAUUAUCUCUAUUUCAAAUUCAUUAUAAUCAUCACCCGAUAUACUGGUCAUAGAAGUCUGCGUCAAGAGUAAAGAGUACGGUGACGUCAAAUGCACACAAACCCAAUUUUGAAGACUAAUCGAACUAUCGUAUUGAUGGGUGAUGCUGCCGAACGCCAAGCACAUGGUUCAUUGUCGUACGGCCAGCAGAAAUAUUUAUUUAGUUUAUUUUCUAUUCAAAUUUUUUCUAAAAAGAUACCCCGCUGUUGGUUUCAGCUCGCGGCCGAGGUCAUGGCAGACGAGGGAGAGAGAUCCGAUCCGCGUGUCGUCACUGUACUCUUUACUGCUGACGCGGACUCUACAUAGUAACCCAUUUUAUAUGACUUUUAACUUUUUUAUUUUCAAAAAAACAAAUUCCACACGUCAAUUUUCAUCCCCCCAAAGAGUGGACCUACAACUAAAGUACUUUAUACAAUGAUACUUAGUGAAAAGAGUACAUUUUGUUUGAACCAUAGGGGGCGCAAGCAACAAAAAUGGCGCGUCCUACUUUAAAUGUAAAUAUUGUGUGAUAGUAGUGCGUGUACGGUUAUUGAAUAAAUUCAUUAGUAUAUAAUAAACCUCUUGAGCAUGUUAAAAAGUAGACAAUUUUUUUGUUUGUUUUUUGAGGUUUUUGGGUUGGUAUUGGACAGCUCGGAUAUAUUAGUUGACCUCCAAAAUGUCCAGACCUGACAUCAUUAGUCCAAGUCAAAUAUGUUUGCUGUCCAAUAGGUACCAACCUUAACUGGUAUCUUGUUAUCUACUGGAUGGAUUCCCAAUUAAAAAAAAAACAAAAACUGAGAUAUAUUUUUUAUUUAUUUUUUAUUGAUAAUCCACCUAUACUCUGUCCAACCAACUUACGAAGUGACAAACAACAAACCCUUCAAAAAUGUUGGUCAUUUAUCAGCCCGCUGUACACUGUAGAGUGACGUUUUGUAAGAUUUUGAAAUAAAUAAAUGGCAUAAUUCAGUGUUCAGUGUAAACCUGGCCGCCAAUCUGACUUUGUCAUACUCCGUAGGUUCGUUGGACAGAGUGUAGAUAAUAAUAAAUGCAUUUUUUUUGUUAUUACAAUUAUUUCAUGAAUCCGUUGGAUCUGUAUUAUAGUAGGCUGGACAUAAAGGCCUCAAUAAUGAAUAAUACAUUAUUUCCGGUCUUGUGUAUAUGGAACAUCCAAUGAGUGUACUUAUUUUCGCCCACAUAACAAAUAGGCUAUCCUCACUGUUUCCCAAGCCCCCCCUUCGACUAACUUAUAAGUAGAUAGUGACUCAUUUAUUUAGUAUUUUGUUGUAUAUAUAUAUUUUUUUUAAUGUAUUAUAUUUAAAUCAUGGAAUAAUUAAUUAUUAAGCUGGAAAUAGUGAGUUUAGUCCCAUAGAAUAGUAGAUGAAAUACAAUAAAAAGUAUAUUUAAUUGUUAGUACAGCCUUAGAUUAUAGAGACCGCUGUAAAGAGCAAUGUUGCUUUCCAUUUU
This is a messenger RNA of Ceutorhynchus assimilis (cabbage seed weevil), 5456 nucleotides long. NCBI's taxonomy places the organism in Eukaryota, Metazoa, Arthropoda, Insecta, Coleoptera, Curculionidae. The record is from the annotation of a GenBank genome assembly.